AUGGAUGCGCCUCGAGCCCCGGUGAUGAAACGGACGAAGGUUUCCAUUGUAUGUGAGAAGCGCAGCCGGGAUUACAUGCCCGAAGGUUCCAUCUACUUCAGCAACGAGGAUGCAAAAGGCAUCAUUCAACCUCACAAUGACGCUUUGGUAAUUUCUAUUCUUAUUGUUAAACCACAAGUCAAGCGUAUUUUGGUUGACUCAGGUAGCUCAGCCAAUAUCAUCCAGUGGAGAGUGGUCGAACAACUGAGACUACUCGAUCAGAUCGUACCUGUGGCUCGAGUACUCAGUGGGUUUAAUAUGGCGAGUGAAACCAUGAAGGGGGAGAUGUCUUUGCCGGUCAAUAUUGAUGGCACCAUUCAGCAGACGGUGUUCUAUGUCAUCGAAGGAGACAUGAAGUAUAAUGCUUUGCUCG
This is a messenger RNA of Lycium ferocissimum, 412 nucleotides long. RefSeq lists its product as uncharacterized. The record is from RefSeq and is a predicted model, not a curated record. The annotation marks the transcript as partial. NCBI's taxonomy places the organism in Eukaryota, Viridiplantae, Streptophyta, Magnoliopsida, Solanales, Solanaceae. The transcript has a single exon.